This is a messenger RNA of Zalophus californianus (California sea lion), 2470 nucleotides long. It is a transcript of the gene RAD51AP1, whose product is annotated as RAD51 associated protein 1. Lineage: Eukaryota; Metazoa; Chordata; Mammalia; Carnivora; Otariidae. The transcript has 9 exons. Gene Ontology annotation, biological process: double-strand break repair via homologous recombination; interstrand cross-link repair. The record is from RefSeq and is a predicted model, not a curated record. The coding region runs from base 124 to 1131 and encodes 335 amino acids. Gene Ontology annotation, molecular function: single-stranded DNA binding; double-stranded DNA binding.
AUCAUUGGAGGGCUGGUGGCAGGGGGCGGAGAGCGCCUGUGUCUGGUUUUGGGCGGGAAUUGAAACCGACGCUGCGGCCAACAAGAACUUGAAAGCUGCGAAUUUUCUGCAUUGGAGGAGGCCAUGGUGCGGCCUGUGAGGCAUAAGAAACCAGUCAAUUAUUCACAGUUUGAGAAUUCUGACAGCGAUGAUGACUUUGUUUCUGCAACUGCACCUUUAAAUAAGAAACCCAGAACAACACCAAAGGAGUUAAAACUAGAAACAAGGAAACCUAAACUGAAGAAUCUCCAGAAAGAAGAUAUCUCACUACAAGAGAAAACCCCUAAAAAAAGGAUGGCUUUAGAUGACAAGCUCUACCAGCGAGACUUAGAAGUCGCACUAGCUUUAUCAGUGAAGGAACUUUCAACAGUCACCAUUGAUGUGGAAGAGGCUCAAGAUAAAAGCACUGAAAAAUGUGGCAGCAGCGAAACCGGAACAACGAAUAAGGCUCCCCAUAUCUCCAAUUGCAGUGUAGCCAGUGAUUAUUUAGAUUUGGAUAAGAUUACCGAGGAAGAUGAUUUUCACAGUGCUCAAGGGAAAAGAAAAGCAGCAUCAAAAGCUGUGGUACAACAGAGGAAGAUUCUUUUGGACGGUAGUGAUGGUGAUAGUGCUAAUGACUCUGAACCAGACUCUGCAACUGAUGAAGAGUCUGAGGAUGACUCUGAUUUUAAUGAGAGUGAAGACAAUGAUGAAGGCUUCACUAAGGGAAAAAAUAAAGUGAAAGAAAUUAAGAAGAAAGAAGUGAGGGUAAAAUCCCCAGUUGAAAAGAAGGAGAAGAAACCUAAAUCCAAAUGUGAUACUUUGGUGACUUCAGGAGACUCUGUUCCAGCUGCUGUGAAAUCAGAAUCUCAGCCUUCACCAAAAAAGGUUUCUCUUUCUUCAGAGGCCACUAGGAAAUCAUUACAAAUAUGCAGCCCUUCAGCUGAAAGCAGAAAAUCUAAGUGGAUCCCACCAGCGGUAUCUGGAAGCAGCGGCAGGAGGAGGAGCCCCCCGGCAGGGGUGUCUGUUAAGUCUCCCAAUCGGAGUCUCCGCCUUGGCUUGUCCAGAUUAGCACGAGUUAAACCUUUACAUCCAAGCGCCGCUAGCAGCUGAGUGUGGUGGUAAACAAAUGUUUAAGAGAAUUAGAGUUUUACAAGUGUGUUUAUAUUUGAAAUGUGUUUCUAUAUAAGGAGGGCAUCAUAAUAUAAAGGAAUCCUUUAAGGUCAUGUGAAUUGCCUCUACCUAUUUUGUGAUGAUGUUCUCUGAAGCUCUUCAAGACUUCAAGAAAAGGUUUGUUUAUAAGAAUUAUUUUGUGAUGUCAUUUCCUUCUGAAGAACGUGUUCUCUUUUUCCUGUGUGUAAUAAGUCGUCGUUAAGUGGUUGUCUGUUUGACAAGGAGAAGUCCACGUUGCAUACUGUUCUAAGAAGAUGAUGUUGCUUUCCAGCUUUGUCUAAUUUAUGGCACCUUAACUUUCACUGUUGAGAGGUUAUAUGGCAAAAGGAAACAUGCCCAUUUUUUCCAGGAGACAUUUCUGAAAUCUUAACUUAGGUUGCAUUGUCAGUUUUACUGCAAAGAUGUUUCAUAUUUUAGCCAAAUAUUUUUAUAGUAAGAAUUCACAAUUAUUUUACACAUUAAAAUGGUUGCUAUAAUAUGGCAUAUGUCUCCUACUCAGAAGUAGAUGUUUAUUAUAUAGCAAAUAGAAUUUCAUGAGAUUUUAUGACGCUCUCAUUGCCAAAACCUUUAAUGAAAGUGGAAGAGUCUUGAUAUGCUCUUUUCCUUCAUACCAUUACAUCCAUCUAUUUCUGAUUGUCUCCAUUUCACGAUUAAAUGAAUGUUUUGCAAAAAAAAAAUAUGUUAGUCUUUUUGUUGUAAGUAUAAAGGGGGGGAGAGCUGUUUCUUAGAAUAAUCACUUUGUGAAGCCAGUGAUUAGAGGGUGGCUGUCAAGUACUUAGUCAUCCCUAUUAUGAUAUUAGAUAAUACAGCUUUUCAGGAAGCUUAAUGUGAAUUUCUUAUGAAUAAAAAUAGUUGUAGAUAUUUCACAUUUUAUGGUGAGAAUUUCAACCAGCUCCUGAUCACUUUUUAAUAAAAAUUCUUCAAAUCAUGUUAACCAUUAGAGGCGCCUGGGUGCCUCAGUUGGUUAAGUGUCUGACUUGGUUUCAGCUCAGGUCAUGAUCUUGGGGUUGUGGGUUUGAGCUCCGUGCCGAACACAGAAUCUCUCGAGAUUCUUUCCUCUCCCUCUCCCUCCAUCUCUGCUCCUCUCCUGCUCCUCAAAGUCUCUCUCUCUUUCUUGCUCAAAUGGAUAAGUAAAAUCUUUUAAAAAAUCAUGUUAACCAUUAAAACGUAUAAUAUUAUUGGUUCAGUUUUUCUUGGUUUAUAGAAACAUCUAUGUUAAUGUGAAAAUAAGGAAUUUAGAAAAAUGAUUAAAGUGAGCAUUUGCAGGGGCGCCCGGGUG